Molecule: messenger RNA, 3125 nt
Organism: Coregonus clupeaformis (lake whitefish)
Lineage: Eukaryota; Metazoa; Chordata; Actinopteri; Salmoniformes; Salmonidae
Product: alpha-1,3-mannosyl-glycoprotein 4-beta-N-acetylglucosaminyltransferase A
Exons: 16
Coding region: 1-1602 (533 amino acids)
Biological process (GO): protein N-linked glycosylation
Cellular component (GO): endoplasmic reticulum-Golgi intermediate compartment; endoplasmic reticulum; Golgi stack
Molecular function (GO): acetylglucosaminyltransferase activity
Source: RefSeq, a predicted model, not a curated record
AUGAGGCUCAGAAAUGGAACGGUUGCAACUGCUAUCAUUUUCUUCACGUCGUUUCUCAGCCUGUCUUGGUACACAGCCUGGCAGAAUAGCAAAGAGAAGUUGGUAGCGUACCAGAGGGAGUUCCAUGCCCUGAAAGAGCGCCUCCGUGUGGCCGAGCACCGGACCCUGCAGCGCUCCUCAGAGCUCAACAACAUCCUGGAGCAGUUCAGACGGGCCAUCGCUGAGACUAACGGCAGUAAGGACGCUCUCGCCAACUUCUCAGAUGAGACCCAGAAGCUGCUGAAGGAGCUAGCCAGUAGGAAGCCCCUUCAGGUGCCGAACAUCUACCACCACAUGCCUCACCUGCUCAACAAUGAGGGCAGCCUGCAACCCGCUGUCCAGGUGGGCAUGGGCCGCACCGGAGUCUCCAUGGUGAUGGGUAUUCCUACCGUAAAGCGUAAAGUGAAGUCGUACCUGGCCGAGACUCUGCACUCGCUCAUCGACAAGCUCUCACCUGAGGAGAAACUCGACUGUGUCAUCAUCGUCUUCGUUGGAGAGACGGAAACUGAAUACGUCCAAAGCGUGGUUACUGGACUGGAGAAAGAGUUUUCUUCAGAAUUCAGUUCAGGUUUGUUGGAGCUGAUCUCUCCUCCUGCCAGCUACUACCCAGAUCUCAAAGACCUCAAGGAGACCUUCGGAGACUCCAGAGAGCGGGUCAGAUGGCGGACCAAGCAGAAUUUGGACUAUUCCUUCCUCAUGAUGUAUGCUGUGAGCAAAGGAGUCUACUAUGUCCAGUUGGAGGAUGACAUUGUGGCCAAGCCCAACUACUUUGCCACCAUGAAGAACUUUGCCCUGCAGCUCUCCUCCGAGGACUGGAUGAUCCUCGAGUUCUCCCAGCUUGGCUUUAUCGGUAAGAUGUUCCAGGCUCCAGAUCUCAAUCUGAUCGUAGAGUUUAUCUUCAUGUUCUAUAAGGAGAAGCCCAUUGAUUGGCUACUGGACCACAUCCUCUGGGUCAAAGUGUGUAACCCGGAGAAAGACGCAAAGCACUGUGAGAGGCAGAAGUCAAGUCUGCGUGUGCGGUUCAGGCCCUCCCUCUUUCAACAUGUGGGGUUGCACUCCUCUCUGGCUGGAAAGAUACAGAAACUCACUGAUAAGGACUUCCUGAAACCCCUGCUCCAUAAAAUCCACGUGAACCCGCCUGCUGAGGUGUCCACAUCUCUCAAGGUGUACCAGGGCCACACGUUGGAGAAGACCUACCUAGGAGAAGACUUCUUCUGGGCCAUCAACCCUACUGCUGGAGACUACGUCCUCUUCAAGUUCGACAGGCCCGUCAGCAUAGAGAGGUUCCUGUUCCGCAGUGGGAACCAGGAACACCCUGGGGACAGGAUAGAAAACACCACCGUAGAGAUACUGCCCUUCUCGGAAACUGGACCAAAGACCAAAGAGAAGUACAAGCACACUGAAGACCGCUACUACAGAAUCGGUCAGUUUGAGAAGGGUGUGGCGGAGGGGGCUGUAGACACCUCCUUCAACCCAGUGGUGGCGCUGCGUCUCUCUGUUGUCAAAGACUCAGCUGUCUGGGCCAUCCUCAGUGAGAUCCACAUAAAAAAGCUACCAGGCUGACAUCAGGCGGGGGGCCACAAUCCAGGCCCCCGGCCCCGGGUUGCUCGCAGACGCACCUAAAAUGUACUGACCAGAGGCCCUCUGGCACCUAGCAACCAGCAGAGACGUCCUCAGGCCGCACCAGAGCCACUCCUCUCAGGGCUUCUGUCUGAGGACGCUCUCAUUCAAUCGCUUUAUCUCUCUCUGCUUCUCCUUUCUUCCCUCUCUUUUACCCCUCCAUCUCUUCCUCUUUCUCUCCCACUCUCUCUAUCACUUGCUCUCUAUCUUUUUGCGUGAAUGUGAAUGCUACUGUACAAAAGAGACAGAUAUAAAAUAUCAGAAGGAAUUGGGUGUAUCCUGCAGAAUUCCGUUCCCAACUCUGACUGUCGAGGUAACUGUGUGUUACACAGAGGGCUUGUGACUUGGAGAGACUGACCUGAGGGGCUGAUGUCACCCAGACACUGGUGCAAAGUAGAUGCUCACUACUCCAUGUGCUCUCUACCAUCCCCAUCUCUGGUCUGGUCAGCUGGGGUAUUGCACUGUCACUGGAGCCAUAGUGGAGCCCCCUGCUGGUGACUGAAGAAUGUAUAUCAGCCUCACGGACCUGUUGCUUUUUGUUGUUUUCCACAGGGUUGUGUGUUCUAGCGAAACAGCAAGUAAUAGACAAGUAAGUUGUCAGUCAUCUUAUGGUGGUGGAUAACUGCCUUUGUUCCUUUCUCCUCAGCUCUUCUUCUGAAGGGGAUUACAAUGACUAUGGCAAACGAAGCAGAAAACAAAAUGUGGUUCCCCAUCUUUAAAGUGACAGGUCUGUCAAACUAUAUCUUGAUGAAGAAUGCUCUGGGUAAAAGUAACCCGUAGGCGCAGAUCUAGGGUCAGCUUACCUUGCCCAGGUCCCAGUCCCAACCUUAACCAUUCUAUGGCAAAAACCUGAAACCUACAGUAUAUAUGAUCUGUGUCUGGGACAGUUUCAUCCUAUUCAUUAUUAAAUGAAGAAUCUUGGUGACUGAAGGAAACCAUAUCUAUUGUCAGGCUGAAAGACCUCCAGUGUCCUUUUAGUGGUAAACCAAUCAGACUUUGGCCUUGACUUUGCUUACCUGAAGGGAUAUAUUGCUAUAUUGAUACUAAUAUUAUUAUUACUAUGACGAUGAUCUAUGAAGGUGAAUUAAUUUAUUUGAAAUAAAUCCUUAAUUUGUACAAGAGGUUAAAAGUCAAAACGUCUGUGAAGAGUUUAUAUUACGGUAGUUGAUAUGUGCGUGCAUGCGCUCUUUUUGUUCCGAAAAGGAAUAAUUGUUUUCAGUGCUGCUUUGUGUUUCAUGUUCUCUUGUCUGCUGGUUGGUUCAGAUAGAGGUUGACUCCAAACAGUCUGUUUUUGGAUGACCUUUCCCAGACAGUCAAAGUUAAAAUGAUAAAUGAGAGAUGUCAGAACAGUCCUUAAAGCUAGAACCCUUAAUUGAAACAUUAACGACGUGGACACCCCGCCUCUGUUUUGGUAAAAAAAAAAAAAAGAAGCUGAGAUUGGCCUGGAGAAAUGUAACCACUCUCAA